Molecule: messenger RNA, 803 nt
Organism: Tigriopus californicus
Lineage: Eukaryota; Metazoa; Arthropoda; Copepoda; Harpacticoida; Harpacticidae
Gene: ND-18
Product: NADH dehydrogenase [ubiquinone] iron-sulfur protein 4, mitochondrial-like
Exons: 1
Coding region: 64-645 (193 amino acids)
Biological process (GO): electron transport chain
Source: RefSeq, a predicted model, not a curated record
GUGACUUGAGAAUUAGUCCCGUAGUGAUUCAUCUGCCUGCUAGGUGUCUCUGCGAAAAAAACAAUGGCUACUGUCCUCAGACAAGCUCUAUUCUCCGGGAUCAGGGCCUCCUGCUCCACCCCCACCUCCUCCAUUGUGGGCGUACGAACUUUGGGCACGUCUCGGAACUCCCAUGCCAAGGAAGAAAAAGGCGUGGAUGGCUCGCGUGUGGCCUUGAAAGAGGCUUCCGACGCCGUAAUCGAGGUCCACGACCCUUACCGAGUUAAUAAGAAGAUCGUCGUCCAGGGACCCAACGACUUGGCCCCCGUGGUUGGCGUGCCGGAGGAGCACUUGAAGGAGCGCUCGGUCCGGAUCUUCCGACCGGCCAAGAAUGCCAUGCAAUCCGGCACGGCCGGUGUGCGACGUUGGAAGAUCGAGUUCGACACUCGCCAACGGUGGGAAAACAAUCUGAUGGGCUGGGCCUCGUCCGGCGAUCCCCUGUCCAAUAUGCAAAUCGAUUUCGCCUCCAAGGAAGAAGCCACGGCCUUUGUGGAGAAACACGGGUGGUCCUAUUGGGUCGAGGAUCCUAAGGAACGCGCACCCAAGGUCAAGUCCUACGCUCUAAACUUUGCUUGGAACAGACGUACCAGGAAAUCGACUAAGUAAAAAGCACCACCAGGUGGACGCUCAUAGCAAAAGAUGAUGACGCCAUGAUUGAUUGCUCGAUCAUCCUCCAUCUCGUGAAAAAAAAACAGUUGGCUCAUCUAUAGAAUUUUAUUAUAUAUUUGUCAUUAUGGCCUUCAGGAUUAAAAUUCCACCAGGUA